Tremella mesenterica DSM 1558 is the source of this 939-nucleotide messenger RNA. RefSeq lists its product as uncharacterized. The record is from RefSeq and is a predicted model, not a curated record. NCBI's taxonomy places the organism in Eukaryota, Fungi, Basidiomycota, Tremellomycetes, Tremellales, Tremellaceae. The transcript has 5 exons. Bases 1 to 939 code for a protein of 312 amino acids.
AUGGCUAUCGUAGUUCAUUCCCCUACAACCCCAUCGGGUCUCAUGGAAACUCUCGCUUUGUCACCUAUCAAGUCCGCCGUUCCUACUAUCACACUCUUUCCACCUACCCCAGACCGACCUCCUUCUCCAAUCAAGAUUGAUCUGCCUCCUCCGAAAUCUGUACCUCAUCGUCCUCUGGCUUCUAACGAAGCUCGUCAACUGACUUUGCUAUUGACCCAGCAUCUCUGGCCUAUACGUACUUCGUCAAAAGGUAUGAUGAGGGAAUCCAUUGCUCUCGCUGAAAAACUGCACGAAGCAGGGGUAAGGUGGGAUAAACAUCGUAGAGUUAUGGGAAUGCAUCUUCGUGGAAUAUGGGAAGAAGGUCAAAGAUUGGGGAAUGCUCGUAUGCCAGGUGGAAUGAGUCCAAUGGAGCCAAUUCCCAUCGAAGUUCAUCCAGGUCAAUUUGCCGCUUUACCCAAAUUGACACUUCAAGCAGGUAUCGGUCUAACUGGUCAAUUUCAUAAUUCUUCAGAGACCGAAUCGAGAAAUAUAGAAAUAAUCCCACAAACACCAUUGACUGCCGCUACAGUGAUGACUACCCUCAUGCCUAGUCCAGUACCCAAGAAAGAACGUCGUAGGUGGAAAGAUAAGAAGAAAGAAGGUUUGAAAAUCAAAGUUGACUCUCACAGAAAGCCUCGUGUAGGCGCCGUGGCUAUACAACAGCCUUUCACUGCAGCCUCGGUGUCAGGGUUCGGACAUUUAAAACGGUUUGCAAAGUUGAAACUACGGAUGAAAUUGAGGAAAACGGUGUAUGGUUUGCCAAAAUCGGCAAGGAGGCCACGCCCAACGGAUGCUGGACGUCUGGGUACUUGUCUGCAUCCUGAUAUAGUUGAUUGCCAAAACAGGCCUGUCCGUCGACAGGGGUAUAUCACCUCCCGUACUUCGCUUCGGGCAUCAUGA